Messenger RNA from Solenopsis invicta (red fire ant), 2804 nucleotides. RefSeq names its product glycine-rich cell wall structural protein 1.0. The coding region runs from base 171 to 1289 and encodes 372 amino acids. The record is from RefSeq and is a predicted model, not a curated record. The transcript is spliced from 10 exons. Lineage: Eukaryota; Metazoa; Arthropoda; Insecta; Hymenoptera; Formicidae.
CUGGCUUCACGCCGCGCAUGCGUAUCUCUUUCACCACUUCGCUAUUUCCGUUUCGGUAUCUCGGAGACCGAAGACCGAGUAGCCGACGACCAUUUUGAUUGCUUGUUCUUUGCGAACACCUUCGAUUUAUGUGUUGCAUCUCUACUAAGCAGCUUAUCUAAACUUAAACAAUGGAUGGAGCACCAGGAGGUAGAGGUGGAUUUCGCGGCCGCGGAGGCCCUGGUGGAUUAAUGAGGGGACGCGGUGGUUUUGGAGACAGAGGAAGAGGUGGUCCUCCACGAGGCGGUAACAUGAUGCGCGGUGGACGAGGCAAUGGACCUGGUGGUGGCAUGAGAGGGGGUCCACCUAUGAGAGGCAGAGGUGGCCCUCCUGGCAGAGGUGGACGAGGUGGACAUUUUCCUCCAGGACCACCAGAAGGAGGAAUGUCCAGUGGACCUGGAGGUGGCCCACCACCCUUAGGAAUGGGUGGUCCUCCGCGAGGUGGCGGCGGAAGGGGUGGUGGAAAUAAUAGCUUCCGCAGUAGAGGUAGAGGUGACUUUGGCAGAGGAGACAGUCGCGGCGGUAGCAACAAUUUCCGAGGUCGCGGCAUGGACCGGGGUAGAGGAUCCAGAGGAUCAAGUAGAGGUGGACCAAGCCGUGGAGGUGGCUUCGGUGAUCGUGGUGGCCGAGGGGCUGGUGGACGCGGUGGUCCAACGAAACGAGGUGGCCCACCUAGCUCCAGUGGACCUUCCAAGAGGCCGCGCUUUGAUCAGCCGUCUUCCCAGUCAUCUAAUGGAUAUGCUACUCAACCACCUAACCAAGGCGGUUAUGGAGGUUCAAAUAAUGCUUAUGGCAGCCAACAACAACCACAGCAACAGCAAUCGGUAGGAUACGGUAGCGGUGGCUACGGCUCGCAACAAGGCUACACACAGUCUUAUCAGGGUUAUGAGAGCUACCAACAGCCCCAGGAUUAUGGGCAAACGGGUUAUCCUUCCGCACCAGAUAGCAGAUACGGCGGAGCGUCGUCGGUUCCGGCUACAGGAUUCAGUUCUAAUGAUCCCUACAGUUAUGGCAAAGCUCCGUCAUCAGCCAAUUAUCAGCAGGAGGCAGUGUCGAUCGCGGGACUGGGGGGCGGGGGCGAUUAUGCCUCUGCUGACCCAUACAACGACCGAUCUAAUGACAACAUAAUCAACCGGGGUGGUUACUCAACGCAACCUUACGAUUAUGCGAAUCAGGACGGUGUUUAUGGGAAACAGGACUAUGGUGGCAGUGCUGGUUACCAAAACGCCCAGUCUCAGCGACGUUAUUAAAGAUAUCCGUCACUUAAUUAAUAAUCAGUCCGCUAUCAUUAAAUUGUAGACAACAAUUUUCCCAAGCGUAACGUAGAACAGAUUGAAUCUGUCUCCUGUCAUACGAGAAAGAGAGAAUAAUCCUUUCUCCUUUUUUGAAACUGCGAGAUACGAUUGUUGAUGAAAGAACGAUGACAAUCGAGGAAUCUGGAAGCAAAAUGAUUUUUUUAAAACCAGGAACGAGUUUUUCUGAUUAUUGUACCUUCAAAGAUUUAUCUCAUUUUUUAUAAAGGUUAAUCUGACAUACGUGUACAUAGUAAACAUACGUAUGUAUAGUGUCGAAAAAAGUUGGGAAUUAAUAUUGUUAGAUACAUAUUAAAAUGAUGUCAUGAAUAUACUUCUUUCUUUUGUUGAGGAAAUUUUUUAAUCGUUACAUAUUCGAAGAAUUGUUUUAUUCUAAUUCUCGAUAGACUCUCAAUCUUUCCCUCCAUUGAUUCCCGGCUUUUUUGAGGCACUUUGCCGUGUCACUUUGCUUCCAAGAUUUUCCCACUCCCAUUUGCUUUGUCUUCGUCUCGUGCGCAUUGAAUGAAUUUGAUAUAGGAAAUACAUAUUUUAUAAAUGACAAUUGCAUAUUACACAAUAUAUUAUUUGACUACGUCGCUAUUAUGACAAUCUAGGAUUAAGAUUAUUAGUCCGUCGAGCGGCGUAAUUCCAUUUUGCGAUUAAAAUAAUAUAAUAACAGUAAUAACUAAAAAAAAAACGGCAAUGAAAACGACAACAUUGUUAGUAUUUUGUAGAUGGAAAAUUAUAAAUAAAUCUUUUUUGGUAGAAAGAAAUAUUCAAGGAAACGUUAAAUACAAUCACUUCUUGAUGUAUCUCGAUAAUCAACGGUUUUGGAUUAACUCAUAUUUGACGUUCAUAUUUAAAAUUAAAAAUAAAUUUUUUGAGACAGAAGAUUAUCUAUUUAAUAACUUAUUGUAAUAUUAUACUUAUUUGUCAAAAUUAUCAGUUAUUGUAAUUUUUUAUCAAUAUUACAUUUCAUCUGUUUUAUAAUUUAUGAUUAUAAAUAAUAAUUCUACAAUUUAACUUAGUAGGUAAAUAAUGUCGCAACCAUCGUCGAUAAUAAGUCAUUAGUAGUUAUCAGUGUAAUAUACUAGACAUUCGUCAAUUAACAAUUAAAUUAGUUGAACGAUUUUUCACAAAAGUAAACGCAAGAUGACAUUCGUUUUCUUUUUCUUGACAAUUUAGUUAUUUCUAAAAGAAAUAGAAAAUUUCUUUCUUCGACAAAUUGUUCACCCAGUUGAAAGAAAUCGAAUAAGAUAAUGAAUUGAAAUAAUUCAUAAUUAUACACAAUGUCUGAAUGCAUUAUUUUAUGUUAAUUAAUGAAACUCGAAUUAUUUGUACUGUGUUUAUUGUAUACGAUACGUCUUUUAUGAAUAACUAUAUAGCGCAUGUUGUUAUAUCUUAAUCAAUUGUAAACGAUCGCUCGAUAAAAAUGAAAGAAAUAUUGAAAAAACUGAAGAUCGAAAACAUCAA